Messenger RNA from Rhinolophus ferrumequinum (greater horseshoe bat), 4253 nucleotides. It is a transcript of the gene EEIG1, whose product is annotated as estrogen-induced osteoclastogenesis regulator 1. The transcript has 11 exons. Lineage: Eukaryota; Metazoa; Chordata; Mammalia; Chiroptera; Rhinolophidae. Bases 394 to 1551 code for a protein of 385 amino acids. The record is from RefSeq and is a predicted model, not a curated record.
CGCGCCCGGUCGCGCGGCGUGAGCUCCGCAGGGAUCGCGGCUCGGGAUGCUGCCCGCCAGCGCGGCCGCUCGCGCGCUGUCCGCCACCCCUGCCCUUGCCUCCUGGGCCGUGUCCCGCUGUUUACAUGCCGGUGAAGCUCUCGGCCACUCCGAGCCCCUCCGAGCCCUGUCUCCCCGAGGGUGAAGCCAGCCGGCCCGCGAACUGGACUGGUCGCUCAGACCUGGGCCCUCCGGACUCAGAUCCCGGUCUGUUCUGCUGCCUCCGCCACCAUCUGGGCGGGAUCCAGCUCUGGUGUUUUGAGGAGGGGGUGUGGUGUAGGGAAAGGAAUCCUGGGGAUUUCUGGCUCUCCCCUUUUUUGGGCCUUCGGGGCUUCAGACUCAGGGAACUCGCUCAUGGCUUUCUUGAUGAAGAAGAAGAAAUUCAAAUUCCAAACCACUUUCACCCUGGAGGAGCUGACGGCGGUCCCCUUCGUGAACGGGGUCCUCUUCUGCAAGGUCCGACUGCUGGAUGGCGGGGAUUUUGUCAGCUUAUCUUCACGGGAGGAGGUGCAGGAGAACUGCGUGCGGUGGCGGAAGAGGUUCACCUUCGUGUGUAAGAUGAGCGCCAACCCAGCCACCGGCCUGCUGGACCCCUGCACCUUCCGGGUGUCAGUUCGCAAGGAGCUGAAAGGUGGGAAAGCUUAUUCCAAGCUGGGUUUUGCUGACUUGAACCUGGCUGAGUUUGCAGGCUCAGGCUCCACGGUGCGCUGCUGCCUGCUGGAGGGGUAUGACACGAAGAACACUCGCCAGGACAACUCCAUCCUCAAGGUCACCAUUGGCAUGUUCCUGCUCUCUGGAGACCCGUGCUUCAAGACGCCGCCAUCCACUGCCAAGUCCAUCUCUGUCCCAGGCCAGGAUUCCUCGCUGCAGCUGACGUGUAAGGGUGGCGGGACCAGCAGCAGUGGUGGCAGCAGCACCAACUCCCUGACGGGGUCCCGGCCCCCCAAGGCCAGGCCCACCAUCCUCAGCUCAGGGGUGCCGGAAGAGACGGACCAGAACCUGUCCAGCCCUGAGGAGGUGUUCCACUCUGGCCACUCCCGCAACUCCAGCUACGCCAGCCAGCAGUCCAAGAUCUCUGGCUACAGCACGGAGCACUCACGGUCCUCCAGCCUCUCGGACUUGACCCACCGUCGCAACACGUCCACCAGCAGCAGUGCCUCUGGUGGCCUCAGCAUGACUGUGGAGGGCCCUGAGGGCGGCGAGCGUGAGCACCGGCCCCCCGAGAAGCCCCCGCGGCCCCCGCGGCCCCCGCACCUGUCCGACCGCUCAUUUCGGCGGAAGAAGGACUCUGUGGAGAGCCACCCGACGUGGGUAGAUGACACACGGAUUGACGCAGACGACAUCGUGGAGAAGAUUAUGCAGAGCCAGGACUUUACAGAUGGCAGCAACACUGAGGACAGCAACCUCCGGCUGUUCGUGAGCCGUGAUGGCUCCACCACGCUGAGUGGCAUCCAGCUGGCCAACAGGGUCUCCUCUGGGGUCUACGAGCCAGUUGUGAUUGAAACCCAUUGAGGAGCGAGUGUCCAGGCUGGAGAAGGGCCCUGCCUUCAAGGGUGUCCAGACCCACGUCAUUCCACGAGGGAUCUUCCCCUUUGGAUCACCAUCCACGCCACGUCUCAUCUGUGCCUCCUCCAUGCACUCCAGCCCCUCUCCUGCCUCAAAGCAUCAUUCCAUUGUCCCCCCAUCUGUGCUGGGACCCUCCUGGCCCGGUGGGGCCCGGGCGCCACUGUGAAUAUUCUCUCUGAACCACUAAAGGGCAGGACACACAGGCCCAUGAAGUAGGUGGGCAAGACAAAGAUGGCCAGGAUGCCCCGCUGGAUACCGACAUGCCCCCUGGAUGAGGACAUGCAGCGGCUCCUACACAGGGCUGCUUGUGGCCGAGGGGCCUCUUGCCAUGUGUCCCUGCUUGCUCCAGGAGCAUCCGCUCAGCCAUGUCCUGGCCGGGCUUUGUUCCAUGGCCCCCUUGCCCUGGGGGCGAGGGGGGGGCACUUCAUCUCCAGAAUCCUGCCACCGUGGCCCUCUGCUUAGUGCUUCAGCUAUCCCUUCCCUGUGCCCUGGGGGUGCCGCUGGCGGCCUCCUCCUGGAAGCCAAGUCCUCAGACCCCACCUACAUUCUAGACUGAGACCCCGCCCCCAACGAAUGUUCUCCUGCUGCCCUGGCAGCCUGCACUUUGCACACGCUUGUCUUUAGCACAGCCCCGCUGGCCCUCGCCUGCCCUUCCUCUGAUCCCUUCCCAGGGGUUCCUGGGUGCUGCCUGCUGUGCAGUCAGCGGCCCAGCUUUAGCAGCCCGGCUGGAACGGGGCACUGCCUCUCCUCCCUCCCGUCAGCUCCAGCUCAGGCCUGAGACCCGUGCCGAGAAGGUUCCCUCUGCCCAGGGCUGGGUCUCGAGCAGCUGGUUUCCUGUAGGAAGCCUGGAAGGAGCCUCCCAAGCCCGUGGAGGUCGGGGGCCUGACCGUGCUGGGCAAGCACUGCCCCAUUUUUCCCCUCAGGGUCAGCUGGCCCUGGCCUGGGACCAGUGCUAGAGGGGCAGGUGGGCUGUGACCGGACUGGCUGGAGCUGGCUUCCUGGCCAGAAAAGCCUCAGCCCUCCUCUGAAAGCACCCCUCUCUUUGGGCAAGGGAGAGGCAGGCCCUUUAAGGGGGGCUUUUCCAGCAGGGAGCAGUCUGGCUCUGCCCCUGCGCCUUGCUAACGCCUCUGCUCUGAGCACUUUCCUCCCGGUCCUCGUUAUUUGCUUGAAGGUGGGUUCUGGCUGCCAGCCAGCCUCUGGACAGACUCCCCUGCCACUCUUAAUUUCACUCAUCUUUGUAUAAACCCAGCAGGCUGGUGUUUACUUGGCCCUAUACUUUUUUUUUCCUUUCCUCUUUUUUUCUUUAUUUCUUUUUCUUUUUUUUUUUUUUAGGGUUCACAGUUUGAUAUUUUCUCCUCCCCCAGGUGAGGGGAGGUGGUUCUGUUCUCUGCCCUACCCGCUGGCUGGGUCCCAGCAGGGCUGGGGAUCUGGAUGGAGAGCCAGGAUACGGGUUCUCUCUCUCGUAGGGGUUAGGGUGGAGGUGCCCUCCCCAGGGUGGGAAGGGUCCUUUCUGCCCAGCUGACAAGAGUUGGAGUCAUGGUCUUGGAGCCUCCUGGCAUUGGAGUCAGAGCAUUUCUAGGAUUUUGUGGUGGUUGUUAUUGUUUUAAUCACCUAACUCUUUUAGAAAAUGAAUGUUAGAAGGUGCCUGCCGAGGCAGGAUGGAGCAUUUGCUCUGGCUGGAGAAGGCUCUGGUCAGCUCUGUGGGUCCCUUCCUGCCCCGUAGACACCUGGCACUUUAAAAGGGGACCAGCUGCACUGUCUCCAGAUGAAGUGGCCCCCAGAAGACGGGGCAGUGCCGCUCUUCCCUCUGUCUGCAUGACCUCAGCCCAGUGGGGAGGUGCAUUCAAGGUGUAUUUGGGGUCUGAUUCAAGUUCUGGGGCUUUAGGCAUAAAGCAGCUGGCUUUGGUGCUGUUGGGGAGACUCCCCCAAAACAGGAACCCCAGCCCCUCUCUAGGCGAGGUCUGAACUUGACAGUCACCCCAGAAGGAGACAGAGCCUGCCACAUUCUCCCAUGACAGGCCCUGGGCCGGGGUAAUUGGACAACUGAAAAUUCGGCCACAACCAAAUUGAUGGUGGCUGGAGCUGGAGUCCGGAAGCUCCGGCCUCAUCCCCAUAUGGGAGCUCUAUUCUUCGGCCCUCUGGUCCCUUCAAGCUCAGUGAAUUCGCACUAGGCACCCACAGCUCCUGGACUUAAAAAUUCUAUAUAUAUAGAGAGAGAUAGAAUAUAUUAGAGAUAUUUUUGGAAAGGAAUUGGUCUAUGCAAUGCCAGUUUGGAAUCUUCUUGGAAGACAGUUUUAACAUUUUUACUAGGAGAUUUAAAGAAAAUAAAUACAAUAUUUUUAGGUUAUUUUUUUCUAGUCACCCCACAAACUGACCAUAGGGCAUGAUCUGCCAGGAUGGAGAAUGUCUACGUUUUCCUCUCUUUAGGGAAGUGAGCAGGGAGAUGGGGGGGAAGAAAGGUCUUUUUUUUUUUUUAAUUCCCCUCUUAUCUAACAAUGUCGCCACCACCACACCCUAAUUCAAUGGGCUGUGUUUGUAUCCGUCCCAGCUUCUAUUGUAGAAAAUAACAUUGUAAAGGGAAAUCAGCCUAGUCAGUGUCUUGGUUUGGGGGACAAAAUUAAAUGUUGCAGUUUUUGUUUGUUAUGGCA